UAAGCAGGCGAAUUAGUUUCGGUUUCAUUUCUUUUAAAUAGGAAGCUGACUUUGCAGUGCGACUAACAGGAGUAAACAAAGUACCGGGGAUAGGCAGGUGGCUAGCGCGAGGAUUACAAGAUCAGAAAACGGGAGGCUGGAAGGGCCAAGAGGCUCAACCGCGUGGCUAUCAUGUUGGCUGCAGCUGUUACUAGACUACUGUGUGCAAAUAAUGGAGCGAUGGGAUACGACGAACUGCUGGCCAACAUCGGCGGUGAUGCGGAGCUCGAGAGGACUCUCACAGACCCCCAGAGGUUCGCCGUAGUGACAGUUGCCGACGGCACCAGAAGGAUCAUAGCGAAGACGUCGGUGAAAUUGUGCAAAGCCCAAGCCCAAGGCUGUCAGGGCUGCUCUGGCUUACACCUGUGUAAAUUCUACUUGUUCGGAGACUGCAGGUUCAGUCGGACCAGAAGAGGAUGUCGAUUUUGCCAUGAUCUUUCAUCAGAACAGAACUUCAAGGUUCUCAGAGACAAUAAUCUGCAGGAUUUGAAUCAGAAGGAACUCUGCCAGUUACUGCUCCAGAAUGAACAAACACUGCUCCCUCCGGUGUGUUUCUCCUAUAAUAGAGGAAGUGGGCAGUACGGUGCUUGCCCUGACAUGGCUAACUGCAGACGACUCCAUAUAUGUGAGAAGUUCCUUGAGGGGUCCUGCAAACGGGGCACCAGCUGUUGCAGGUCUCAUGACCUGCACUCUGGUGAAGCAUUGAAGAUGCUAGAAGACCGGGGACUGACUUCUGAGCUUAUUUCCAGUAUUCAGAAUGUUUACUUAAAUAAACUGAAUAUGAAAAAUGGCAACAUUGCAUCAACUGAUAAGGCAGGUAAAACUGAGAUCUGCUUAUUCUUUGUAAGAAAAGAUUGCAAACAUGGAAACAAAUGUUUUGAAGCACACUAUCGCAUGCCCUACCAGUGGCAGGUAUGGGAUGGCCUAUGCUGGUUAGACCUCACAGACAAUGAACAAAUUGAAAAGGAAUUUUGUAAUCCAGCUAGAACUUGCAGCAGUGGGAAUUUACCUAUAAAUUUCUCUACAAUGACUCGAGGAGCAGCUAAAGUCAGACGCAUGUCAACAGCUUCCUCUAUUACGAAACCCAGCUAUAUUCUGACAACCUGCUGGCUCUGGUAUUGGCAGGAUGAAUAUUUCCAGUGGUCUGAGUAUGGCACAUCAAAUGGGGCUCACAAUACAUCAUCUAUUUCAAGUGAAGAACUUGAAAAAAAAUACCUGGAAGACAACAAUGCAGUCGUCCAAUUUCAAGCAGGGGGCCAACAAUAUGAGCUUAAAUUCAAAGAUAUGAUUCAGAUAAAUUGUUACUAUCAAACUAAGAGAGCUGUGUUAAGACGGCCGAAGUUUGUCUCUAAACAGGAUGCAGAGAAAAUCAAACAAAGCAAAAAAGCACCUAAAAGUCAUUCUGCUGCAAGUUUUAAAGCUGUACCAUCUUACUGGGACAAAACACUUUUACCUGAGACUGGAUACAUGAAAAUCGCCUUGCUUCAGUCAAGUGAAGAGUACUGUAAGGUGAAGAAACAUUUUGAGAAGACCAUGUAUGGUUUUGAAAUUACAAAAAUUGAGCGGAUCCAGAACAAAGCUCUCUGGGAGGUCUUUCAAUGGCAAAAAGAACAAAUGAGAAAGACCAAUAAUGGCAAACCUGUCAAUGAGAAGAAUCUCUUUCAUGGAACUGAGUUAAAGAACAUUGAUGCCAUAUGUAAACAUAACUUUGACUGGCGAAUCUGUGGAACAAAUGGCACUGCUUAUGGAAAAGGCAGCUAUUUUGCAAGGGAUGCUAAGUAUUCAAAUGGUUUCACUGGUCUCUCAUCGCCGAAAACCAUGUUUGUUGUCCGAGUUUUGGUGGGUGACUCUGUUGAAGGAAAGUCCAGCUAUGUUCGGCCCCCGUCAAAAGAUGGUGGAGAUGCAUUCUUUUAUGACAGUUGUGUUGACAAUAUUUUGAAUCCAUCAAUUUAUGUGGUUUUUGAAAAACACCAAAUAUAUCCUGAGUAUGUAAUAGAAUACGAUGAAAAUGACUGGGAUAUAUAUGAAGUAGACUCCCUAUUAACAAGCCACACACCAAUCAAAAAUGUUAAUACUGUAAAAACACUAUACCCAAUGUACAAUGCAUUGGGACAAAAUACAUCCAGGGCAUCUAGUCCAGCAGUGUACAAACCACAAAUCAGCUCAGUUUCUGCUGCCAAGGUACCCGCCAUAUCCGCCUCUAUUAACAGUGCAGCAGCAAUCAAUUCUUCAAUAAAUUUGCCAGCCACAACUGUAAAUAAUAAUGCAAAACUGAACUCUUCGUCACUUAGAAGUGUGUAUUACAGCAAUGCGCAGCAGUCAUCAAGUCAAGCACAGCAUACUCUUGCAUCAGUUUCAAAAGCUCCAGCCACAUCCACAUCAGUAGCACAAGCCUUAAACUCCUCACCAAGCAGCACUGUGUACAGCCGAUCAAUUUAUUCACCACCAAGUCUAGUGCAAAAUAAACCAGCUUCUAAUCCAAAAGUGCCAACCACAACUUCUGCUACCAGUACAACAAAAAUUAACCCCUCAGCACCAGUCAGGAACCGUUAUGCUAGUGAUGUAACACUAAACACCUCAUCAGGAAGUAGUGUAUACAAUAAUUAUUCUUUUUCACAACCAAACCCAACACCAGUUCAGAGAGUAGCAGCCACACCCAGUUACACCAGAGCAAGAACAGACUACUCCUUUCAGUCAUCAUCAGAUUGGAGGACAGCCACCAUUCCACCCCCAAAACCAAAGGACAAAAAUCCUUGUGUGAUAUCUUAAUUGGCAUCUGUGCCUUUAAUGAGUGUAAAUAGCAAGUAAAAAAAUCUUGGCAUGACGUUUUUAACAAAUUAUAACAAUAUUUUGUUGUUAAUUACAAUAAUGAUUAGUUAAUUUUCAGGAUAUUUUAUCCAUUUACACGGUCACACUGGAAUUCUGCAAAUGUCAUUCACAGUGAAAUCAAAGGAAUUAUUUUAAAUAUCACUUGAUGUUUGUUUUAAUGUUACUCAAUGAAUUAGCAAUCGUGUAAAUUGUAUAUUCAUUUAUUAUCUGCAUUUUAAAAUGUUCAUAAACCAUAAAGCAUUACAGUGUCUUGCUGGUGGCGUGUCAUUCUGAUUAUGGUGUUAGAUUGUCUCACUGAGUGACCGUCAGCAAGUCACUUGACCUUUCAGUACACCAAUAGUAUUUAAUCCCUGAAGCAAUUCUCUAAGUUUCCUUAUUAUCAAGUUGAAUACUGAAAUUUACUUUCUGUGAUAUUUUUAAGGUAACGCUGGUUAUGCUGUAGUAAAAAAAAAAAAAAGGAAAAAAAAUAGCCAGUGUACUGUGUUUAUAAGUAUUCAGUCCCUCUGUUGUGGAAACUGCAAACUUAAACAGGUGACAAA
This is a messenger RNA of Erpetoichthys calabaricus (reedfish), 3407 nucleotides long. Its product is annotated as protein mono-ADP-ribosyltransferase PARP12-like. The record is from RefSeq and is a predicted model, not a curated record. The transcript has 12 exons. Bases 172 to 2808 code for a protein of 878 amino acids. NCBI's taxonomy places the organism in Eukaryota, Metazoa, Chordata, Cladistia, Polypteriformes, Polypteridae. Gene Ontology annotation, molecular function: NAD+ poly-ADP-ribosyltransferase activity; metal ion binding.